Messenger RNA from Leptopilina heterotoma, 2914 nucleotides. RefSeq lists its product as uncharacterized. The transcript is spliced from 4 exons. Bases 511 to 2742 code for a protein of 743 amino acids. Gene Ontology annotation, molecular function: DNA binding. The record is from RefSeq and is a predicted model, not a curated record. NCBI's taxonomy places the organism in Eukaryota, Metazoa, Arthropoda, Insecta, Hymenoptera, Figitidae. Gene Ontology annotation, cellular component: nucleus.
UUUUUAUUUGGAAUAAAGAAACGUUUCUACAAACCUUUCUACAAAAAAAAUUUUUUUUAGAUAAUAAAUGAAAAAUAGGCGAGUGUUUAAAUUUUGGACGUAGUGUUUUAGCUAAUUAAGGACUUUUUAAAAAGGUAAGUAAUUACAUUAAAAAAUGUUGAAAACUUGAUUAGUUUGGUGAUAAAAUUCAAUUAUUUACUCUAUUUUAAUUUUCUAACACAUUUUUAUAAGAUUGUUAAAGUAAAAUGUUAAAUUUUUCACUUUUUUUGUGAAAUGCCAUUUGGGGCGCAACGGGUCAUAAGAACGGGGCUCAACGGGUCGAGAGUCUGUGGUUGGUGGUCGCUGGGUUUAAGGUUAUGUACAUGAAAACAUGUGAGUUACUUGUAGCGGUAGUUAAGUGUUUAGAACUUAAUUUAGUAUAUAAUUAAUGUAACCCACUGUGAUAUUAGUUUAAAUAUCGUACGAAAAUUUAAAUCUAAGUCUAAUCGACAAAAUUGGACGGAGGAAAACAUGAUUUCCGCUAUUGAAGUAGUUUUAAAAGGAGAUUUAAGUUGCCGUCAAGCAGCUGAAAAAUACUCUGUUCCACGAGAAGGUUUAAGGAAAAGAAUUUUAAAAUGCAGGCAAGAGGAAGUGACUAUUGAUAGUAUCUGUAAAAAAGGACUGGGAUAUACAACAGUUUUCAAUGAGAAACAAGAAUCUGUUUUAUGUAGUUAUAUUUUACACAUGGAAGAAAGGAUGUUCGGAUUAACAGCGGAGGAAAUUCGUAAAUUGGCAUUUCAGUUGGCCAUCAAAACCAAAAUAAAGCACCCUUUUAAUUCUGAAAAAGGAAUCGCAGGACCAGAUUGGUUUGAAAAGUUCAUGAAGCGACACCCUCAAUUAUCAUUGCGCAAACCCGAACCAACAUCAGCUGCACGGGCAACUGGAUUUAAUGAAAAAGAUGUGUCAAUAUUCUACGAUCUCCUCGAGGAUAUUUUAGAAAAGAAAAAAUUAACCGCAAAAGAAAUUUUCAAUGUGGACGAAUUCGCUACAAGUGUUGUACCAAAAUGUGUUCCAAAAAUCGUGGCUUUAAAAGGUAAACACCAAGUUGCUUCUCGAAAAUCUGCUAAACGAGGCCAGUUAGUAACUGCGGAAGUGUGUUUUUCGGCUGCCGGGCAAUACAUGCCACCGAUGUUAAUUUUUCCUCGAAAAAGGGAUAAGGAGAAGUACCUAGAAGGGAAACCAGAAGGUGCUUGGGCCGAGUUUAAUCAUAAUGGUUGGAUCGAUUCAGAAAUUUUCACAAAAUGGUUCAAAGAAUUUAUAAAAUUCACAAAAUGCAGCCAGGAAUCCCCGGUGUUACUCGUUUUGGACGGACAUACAAGUCAUGUCAAGAACAUGGAUGUUAUUGACCUUGCUCAAGAAAAUGGCGUAAUUAUUUUAUGCUUGCCUCCUCAUUGCACGCAUCGCCUCCAACCUCUGGAUGUAUCGUUUAUGAAGCCUCUCAGUCUCAAUUACUCGAAAGAAGUGCAAAAGUGGCUCAGAACUCACCCGAACCGAGUCGUCACAAUGUUCGAAAUUUUUGGCCUUUUUGGCAAAGCAUUUGAAGCAGCUGCAACAUUGAGUACCGCGAAAAAUGGUUUUCAAAAAACUGGGAUUUGGCCUUUUAACAGAAAUUUAUUUUCUGCUGCAGACUUUGCUGCCUCUCAAACUCCCAUGACAAACGACGAAACCAACAACAGCAGUUCUUUCAGCAAUGCUACUGAUGAGGAAAGUAGAUCAUUUCGACAGCAGAUUGAAGAAGCGCAGAUUGAGCUUGAUAGAAUAGUACCUGCUACCAGAGAAACUGGAGAUUUUCGAAAUACUGAUUCCCACGAGUAUGAUAUUUCCUCGAGUCUCAUUCAGAAGGAGUUUGAUUGUCAAAACGAUUCAAUUCAAAGCAGCAACUCUGAUCUCAAUUUGGUAAAUAUUUUACCUGAUUUCGAAGACUCGAUUGAAUUAAAUUUACCUGUGACCAAUGCUGAUAGUGUUAAUGUUGAACCAGUCAGAGUCUUAAGUGGUAUUGAUCCAAAUGUUCAACAAAGCCUAAAAAAUGAUAAGCCAAAGUCAAAAAGACAUGGAUAUACUACUGUAAUUAGUUCACCAGAGUACAAAGAAACGCUUGCGAUGAGUAAAUCCAAAAAGCAACCUAAAAAACCAAAGAAGAAAGAGAACUCUAGUCAACCAGUUGCUGUAGCCAAUAAUGCACUAAAUGUGCAAGUUCCAGUGCAAUUUGUCCAGUGUAUGUUGCCAAUGCCGUUUCAACCGCGUACAGACUUUCAAGCCAAUGAAAAUUCGAUAUGGAAUACGCCUCUCCAUAUGCUAACUCCACAGGAAGUUCCAGUAUUGUCAACUUUACCGACUCAAAGAAAUCAUAAUACUUCGACCAAACCUGCAAUAUUGCCAGUUCAAGUUCAAGCAGCGCCACAAAUGCUUCCUACGAAAGUUCAAACUGCACCACAAAUGUUUGCUCCGAGAAUUCAACAAGGACAACAAAUGUUUUCUCCGACAGUUCAACCAGCACCACGGAUGUUUGCUCCGAAAGUUCAACCAAUUAUACCUUCGUCAUCUCUUACAAUUCGUCCAUUAUACAGCCAAAACAAAACACAGUGCGUUAAACCAGUUAUUACAUCCACUAUAACAAUUCGACCAGUUCAUAAUCAAAAUCCAGUGCAAUCCGCUACAUCAUCAUUGUCAUCUCCGUUAACAAUCCGACGAGUUUUAAAUUAAUCUUUUAAGUUUUGAUUUAAAAAUAUUGAUUUUAUGUAUUGUUUAUUAAAAAAAGAUCACUAAUUUAAAUGAAUUUAAUGUAAUUCUAUAAGUUAAUCUUUAUUCUUCUGUAACACGUUAGAUGAUGCCAAAUUUUUCAAUAAAAUUGUGAAACAAUACUUACAAACGUCUG